Molecule: messenger RNA, 882 nt
Organism: Rhagoletis pomonella (apple maggot)
Lineage: Eukaryota; Metazoa; Arthropoda; Insecta; Diptera; Tephritidae
Exons: 1
Coding region: 1-882 (293 amino acids)
Biological process (GO): DNA integration
Molecular function (GO): nucleic acid binding
Source: RefSeq, a predicted model, not a curated record
AUGGGCGACCUUCCGGCAGCACGUUGCACUGUAACAUUCCCGUUCAUGCACACCGGCGUCGAUUACGCUGGACCAUUCAAUAUACGAGCAACCAAGGGGCGGGGACACAAGAGUUAUAAAGGUUACGUGGCAUUGUUCGUUUGUUUGGCCAGUAAAGGCAUUCAUCUUGAGUUGGUAAGCGACAUGACAACUCAAUCAUUUAUUCAUGCAUUAGAACGUUUUGUAGCUGCACGUGGCAUCUGCUCAGACAUGUAUAGCGACAGAGGUACUACCUUUGUUGGUGCUGACGCGCUCACGAAAGAAGAACUUAAAGAAUUUCGGAAGCAGUUGGACGCCGCGGCUAGCUAUGCCUCACGGACUGGUAUAAACUGGCACUUCAUACCCCCAGGAGCUCCAAACUUUGGCGGGCUUUGGGAAGCCGGCGUUAAAAGCAUGAAAGCCUUGUUAAAACGCACAAUCAACACUACAACACUCACCUUUGAAGAAUUUUACACAGUGCUCAAGCGAGUCGAAUCGUGUCUAAACUCUAGACCACUUACGGCACUCACAGAUGAUCCUACGGAUUUCGCUGCGUUGACACCAGGGCACAUGUUAAUUGGACGCGCUCUUACCAGCGUGCCAGAACCUAAUCUUCUCGAUACAAAGAGUGGUGUUUUGUACCGCUGGAAACAACUUAGCCAGAUAUAUCAAGACUUCUGGAGCAGAUGGUCUGUAGAGUAUUUACAUCAUUUGCAAGUUCGCUCCAAAUGGCAUAAACAAGAACCGAAUGUCAAGGUUGGAGAACUUGUGCUUGUUAGAGAUGAAAAAGCACCCCUACUCAAUGGAAACUGGCUCGAAUUACAGACACCCAUCCGGGCUCUGAUGGACUUGUUCGCGUCGUGA